CUCGUUGAUUAGAGCAAAUCCCAAAAUUUUUCACUUAUUAUACUCAGCUGAGCCAAAAUACGCCAGGCGGAGAUUAAUACGGGCGAGAUUUUUCUUCGUUUUGAAGCAAAUCAAACAGCUCGAAAGAAUUUGCGUAGAUUCGAAAACCUAUUAAACUUUGAUAGCAAAUUGAGGCUUUGAGCUUGAAGAAAACUAUGUCAAAUAUCACAGUCUGUGCUCGAUUCAGGCCGUUAAGCUCGAAAGAGCGAAGAGAUCACGGCGACAGUGUUUGUAUCAGAUGCAUAGACACCGAGACUUUCAUUUUGAAGGAUGAGAAGGAAGAAGAUAUUAUAUUUAGCUUUGAUAGGGUGUUCUGUGAGAAAUCGGACCAAGCUGAGGUUUAUGAGUUUCUAGUUCUGCCUAUUGUUCGAGAUGCUGUUAAUGGAAUCAACGGGACGAUUAUUACUUAUGGACAGACUGGAGCUGGAAAGACGUAUAGCAUAGAGGGGCCUGGCAUUCUAGAAUGUGGCGAGCAGAAGAAAGGAAUACUUCCAAGAGUAGUAGAUGGAAUUUUUGAGCAUAUCAAACCUGAUAAAAUGGCAAAGUACUUGAUCAAGUUGUCAAUGGUUGAAAUCUACAUGGAAAAAAUAAGGGACCUUUUUGAUUUAUCCAAGGAUAAUAUACAGAUAAAGGAGAGCAAAAUAGAAGGGAUAUUGUUGUCUGGAGCAACAGAGAUGUCUAUAAUAGAUCCUGCAGAAGCAUUACAAAGCCUUUCAACUGGGAUAGCUAACAGAGCAGUUGGAGAGACCCAAAUGAACACGGCCAGUAGUAGAAGUCAUUGCAUUUACAUUUUCACAGUCAAACAAGAAUUGACUGGAGAUAAGAGGAUGAAAACUGGAAAACUAGUCCUUGUGGACUUGGCAGGGUCAGAGAAGGUGGAGAAAACUGGAGCUGAAGGGAGGGCUCUUGAAGAAGCAAAAAUGAUCAACAAGUCCCUCUCAGCUCUUGGGAAUGUUAUAAAUGCUUUGACAUGUGGCUCAGGCAGAGCAAACCACAUCCCUUAUCGUGAUUCCAAGCUUACUCGGAUUCUACAAGAUGCACUUGGUGGGAACUCUAGAACUGCUUUAUUGUGUUGUUGCUCCCCGAGUGUUUCUAAUGCAUCAGAAAGCCUGUCAACCCUACGUUUUGGUGCAAGGGCAAAGCAUAUUAAAGCAUCACCACGGGCUAACUGUAAUGAGGAUAAAUAUUCCAAGAAGAAUGAAGCUCUCUGUCCUGAUAAAGAUGAAUCAUGCAAGAGAAUUCUAAAUAAGUUGAAGGAGAGUUUGGAUAUUGAAGAUGUGAAAUUACUUGAAGAGUUGUUCAUACUUGAGGGAAUUUUAUUUGAUCCAUAUUCAGUUGAAGAGUUGGAACCAAGUUAUGAAGAUGUUACUUUACGGACCAUUUCCUCAUUACAAGCAGCUGUGGAAGAGCUUGUAUUUACUGUUGAGGAGCUUAAGAUGGAAAACUAUGCUCUCAAAGCCAGAAUAGUAGCUGCUGAAAGGCUUGAUGUGCUCCACAAAGAGAGUUGCAAAAGUUCAAACGUUCUGCAUAAGAUUUUAAGUGCUUUCAGUUUCUUCAAAUGGAUGGGGUCAGUCCCUUCUGUCAGGUGGCUGAAAUGAAGACUUAAUUGGCAUUUCAUGGUGCUGUCUCACACACAAAGUAUAAACAUUUACAGAAAGUGCAUAGCAGAAUUCAUAAAUUUUACUGCCAUUGGCAUGACUAGAUGACUUUGACCAUCUGAUCUGCUGUAUUCUCUUAAACUUAGGAAACAUAGGCAGUGCCAGUACAGAAACAAAAAAAAAAAAAAAAAAAAAACAGGUACAAUGUAAAAAGUAUGCACAUAUCCACCCAAAAUUCCCUAAUACAUGGGGCAUAUAUUGGAUCUUAUGCUAUCAGUUGCAAGGAAUAGAAUCACUGAGCAUAGUUGCCUGAUGGGACUCUCUAAUUCUUCAUACCUUAUCAUAUAUGAAUAGAUAUUUUGC
Messenger RNA from Quercus lobata, 2000 nucleotides. Its product is annotated as ATP binding microtubule motor family protein. Gene Ontology annotation, molecular function: microtubule motor activity; ATP binding; microtubule binding. Gene Ontology annotation, biological process: microtubule-based movement. The transcript has 17 exons. NCBI's taxonomy places the organism in Eukaryota, Viridiplantae, Streptophyta, Magnoliopsida, Fagales, Fagaceae. The record is from RefSeq and is a predicted model, not a curated record. The coding region runs from base 195 to 1637 and encodes 480 amino acids.